Molecule: messenger RNA, 1632 nt
Organism: Tetrahymena thermophila SB210
Lineage: Eukaryota; Ciliophora; Oligohymenophorea; Hymenostomatida; Tetrahymenidae
Exons: 7
Source: RefSeq, a predicted model, not a curated record
AAUUAAUACUUUUUCUUAAAAGUAAAAAGAUUAAAACAGAAAUUUAGUUUGUUUGAGGUUGAACGAAUAAUACAAAAUAAUAUAGAAAUGAGAUAGUUUGUCUCUGAAAUACAAAAAGGGAAUUAUAAACAAAAUAUAGAUUCGUUAGAUAAAAGCUAUUAUAAACCGCAAAUCUAAAAUGAAUAAAUUCUGCAUUCGAAAGUGGCUAGAUUCCUUGUACUCAAUCCUUCUAACUACCCUUACGGUAAAAUAAAUAAUGGGAAAAUAUAGUUAAAAUAAGAUGAAGAUCCGUGGAUCAGCAUAAGACCAUAAACAACUGAUUAAAAUUCGAGAAAAAACUACUAUCAAGAGCUUUAAUCAAUCACAAAGCAAAGCAAUCAAAUUUCAGUAAAAAUGAGGAGUAAAAGUCUAAAUCAAGCCAAAUAAAUAAAUCUAGAAAGUCUUACAAAGCAAAAAUAAAAGCAGGGUAAUCAAAAAUAGCCUCAAGAAAAAAUCUUAGUUUCAGAAUCUUCUGUUUACCCCUAAAUAUUUUUUUCAAAGACAAAGCUAAGACACCUUUUGAAAUAAGUUGAGUUCCCAUAAAAUGCUAAAGUGCUUGACAGCGAUGAUGCUAGAAUAUAAGUUAUAUUUUAAAUAAUAUCUAAGAUAUUCAAUGAAAUACCACUGUUUAUUUUUAAUCUGAUUAUUUGCUAAAGAUAGAACACAAAUAAUUUUGUUAUAUUUUUUGAAGAUCCUGAGCAGAUCCCAUUUAGUAAAUGUUGUAAUAGUCCUAUUCAAGUCGAUUUGUAAGAAUCUGGGGUUGGUAUGAUUGUCUGUAAUAAUGCUUAAUGUUAAGAAAAUAUAUUGGUUUAGUUUUUAAUUAGUUUUGAUGAUUCUGUUAAAUUGUGGAAACAUAAAAGAAUAUUUAAGCAAGCUUCAGAAAGAGAUAACUAUAUGAGGAUGAAAAUUUCUAAUAUGAUUUCAACUGGGAAAUACAAACAUCAUAGUUUGAAGAAAGAAAUUGAAAAGGCUUCUUAAGAAAUAACUUAGAUUUUUACUUAUUAAGAAUGGCAUGAUAAUGAAAAGAAAGAAAGAUAUAAUAAAUAUAACAACAAUUAUUUAGAUUAUAAUAAAACAGAAUAAAUAUAAAAUAAAUAUUAAGACGAUUUAAUUAAUUAGUAAUAAUAUAACGAUUUAUUUAUGACUAAUCUUGAUGGAGUAGAUUCAAAUAAUCAGCCUUAAAACUACAAUUUACAAAAUUCUAAUUAAUAAGAUCUCUACACACUGAAUGAUGAACUUGAUCAAAUAGAUUAAAUAAAUGCUAACAUCCAAAAAAAUUUUAUUUAAUAAAAUGAACUGAAUAGUUACAAGCAAAAGUUAAGUUAAGGUUUAGUGUAAAAUAGCACAGUGUUCAAUAAAAACUUUUAUUCUUAUAUAACUAAUUAAAAUAGUAAUUAAGGAUUAUUCGAUAAACAAAAUAGUAAAGUAAGGAUGAUUAGAAAGCCAAGACUUAUUAAAUCAUCUUAAAUUCCUGUUAGAAAAAUUUAGAAAUUGAAAGAAUAAUAACAGCAGCUAAUGUCUGUUAACUUGCAAAAUAACUUUAUGCUAUCUCAAGAAAAUUAAAAUAACUAAAAUUACUAAACUAAUAAUUGA